This is a messenger RNA of Clarias gariepinus (North African catfish), 5615 nucleotides long. RefSeq names its product ring finger protein 44 (gene rnf44). The transcript has 11 exons. Bases 327 to 1670 code for a protein of 447 amino acids. The record is from RefSeq and is a predicted model, not a curated record. NCBI's taxonomy places the organism in Eukaryota, Metazoa, Chordata, Actinopteri, Siluriformes, Clariidae.
GAGAGAGAGGCAGACAGACAGAGAGGAGUUUAUCGGACAUGAGAACAACACAGCGGCACCUCGGAUCAACGGGUUUGAGUUAACGGUUAUAACCGGAUCCACACUCGGACUUUACACCGUGAGAGCCGAUAUAUACACACACACACCCUCGGGGUAAAGGGGUAAGGAGUGUGUGUGUGUGUGUGGAGAGGAGGAGAAGGAGGAGUGACGAAGCCGCAGGAAAACAAAGCUGAAGAGAACCUGAGGCUGCCGGACCGGACCCAAGGGGCCUCGAGCACCAGUGCUCCCCCACCCGUGGCUGCGACUCGUUCUUCACAACGUCCCCAAUGCGACCAUGGGAAAUAGCUGUGAAUAGGCGGCCGCCAACAGCCCCCUUAAACCAGAGGAGCUUCAUCGGGGGUCCCUGCAACGCGCCAGUGCACCUCAGGAGAAGUCCUCCAGCGCGCUGGCAGUGGGGGCCGCGAGACAGAGCGGCUGUGCACGCUUCCGCGCGUCAGGAUGAGAGUUUUCCCCACGCCGCGUUUCCUCAGCAGCAGCAACAGCAGCAGCACCAGACCGUUCCUGUAGAGGAGACGAGGCAGUACAGUCAAGCCGGCGCUCCACCCCGCAUGCUCCAUCCAUCCACACACCCGCCGCAGCAGACCUCCAUCAUGGUGGACCUUCAUGAACAAAUGCACCAAGGAUCCGUUCCGAUUUCUUACACAGUUACUACGGUGACGACCCACGGCUUUCCCAUGCACACGGGGCAGCCGAUCCCAGCGUGCAACGCGCAGCAGCUCCCAGCAUGCUCGGUAAUGUUCAGCGGACAGCUCUCUCUGCUCUGCUGCCUUCCUCCUCCUCUAAUCCAGGCGUGCACCAUGCAUCACUUACCCGUAUCCUACCAGGCCUUUCCGCCCCUCAUCUCAAGCGAGCAUUUCCUUCUGCACCCGAGUCCUCCAGUGGCGGCGCAUCAACCUCCGGCACUGGCACCACUCAGCCACUUUAUCCCCCUGCAGCCCCAGCACCCACGCAUGCCCCUGCAAAGAGUGGACAACGAAGUGGACCUGAGAGGAGAGCAGCGCCACCUGGGAACGUUCUCGUACCCUGCGGCUCAUCACCCACCAGCAGCCAUGCCGCCCUCCGUGCCCCUGCAAUACCACCUGCCACAGGAACCCAUACACCAGGAGCUGCCGUUUGCGGUGACGUAUCCACACAUGCUGCCCAGACGUGGGAGUGGCCAGAGGUAUCGCUUACAGCAGCCGCUGCCUCCUCCACCCCCUCCUCCGCCCUACUACCCCGGCUUCCUCCCUUACUUCCUCUCGAUGCUUCCCGUGCCUCCGACUGCUGUUGGUCCAGCUAUCAGCUUGGACCUCGACGUGGACGAUGUAGAGAUGGAGAACUACGAGGCGUUACUGAAUCUCGCUGAGAGACUCGGCGAGGCGAAGCCUCGAGGGCUGACGAAAGCCGACAUCGAACAGCUUCCGUCCUACAGGUUCAACUCGGAAAAACACCAAUCAGAACAGACUCUGUGCGUCGUGUGCUUUAGUGAUUUCGAGUCAAGGCAGCUACUUCGAGUAUUACCCUGUAAUCACGAGUUUCACGCAAAGUGUGUGGACAAGUGGUUGAAGACCAACCGCACGUGUCCCAUCUGUCGCGCGGACGCUUCCGAAGUCCACCGCGACGUGGAGUGAGUCCCGGGCCUUUCGUCCUUCACUGGAUUAUAACAGCACAAAACCCUUGGAGUGUGUGUGUGGUGGGAGCAGCAGGCACACACACACAUAAAAUACACACACUUUUCUCACAUAACACAUGUGCGCACCACCCAAACUCCCGGCGAGAACCGUCGAAGCAUCUCCUACACACUCCGUCCCCCACGCCCUGCCCCGCGCCGCCAUACCCCGCCCCCUCUUCACCACCACCACCAUCCUGUACUCAGACCUUCGACCAAUAAGCAAUCUUGGAAUUUGUACGGAUUGUGUUUAGACCUCCGCUGUGCUUCUCACGCAAGCUACUGCCUCCUCUGAGCCCGGCGAACUCCCACAAAAAAAACCCAGUUUGGCGUUUUCAAGCCCCUCCCUAUCGUUAUUAUUAUUAUUAAUGUUAUUAUUAUAAUUUUUUGCCGAUUCCAAAGAUUAACGUGUGUGGUGUUGGCAUCUGUUUACACGGUUGAAUGUGUUCUUGCUGUUCGCUUACGAAUAAUCCAAGCUGUGCUUUAGUGGUGUUAUAAGGGAGAGGCCUGGGAAGGGUUCUUUUUUUUUUCCAGAGGACCUUGCUCAAAUCAGAAGAACGAAGGGAGAGGGGGAAAAAAAACAACACCAGGCAAAUGAGGUUUGUCCAUUCCACUGUCUCUUGGAGGGGAAAAAAAAACAUAGAAGAAAGAAAAGAAUCGCCUGAUCAUUAGCUGCAUGUUUGUAUAGGUGAUGGGCUGAAGUGACUUGUUAAUAAUGUAUGUUUUGCAAUAAUGUAUUAAUGAUUCUUUCAAUAGCUCUAUCCCGGCUUCGCUAAGGUCAGCGCGAUCGGCGGCGAAUCUUCUUUUUUUUUUUUUUUUGAGCUACCGAAGGGGAAAAAAAAAGACAAAACACACACAAGUACUGAAAACUUGGAACAGGAUUGAUCAAAUGAAUGAACCAGACGUGUGUGUGUGUGUGUGUGCGUGCGUGUGGAUGUAUGUAUGUCUGCUCCUGGGCCUCAUCGCUGUGGAGUUUUGCACUGUUGCUGCACUGGAAAAAGGUCACAAGGAUGAGGACCUUGUUGCGACCUGUGACCUCUGGCCGCCUCCCAUCCUGGCUGGACUGCUCGGGGAAGCCCUCCGCUCCUCUCCACUCCACUCCUACUACUCCAUCCUUUCCUUUUACUCUCUUCUGGAUGGUUUCUCACAAGACUGUUGUGUGGUUUAUGAUUACUAUUAUUAUAAUUUUAUGUUUUUAGGUUUAGCAAUACUCUUUCGACUCGACGAGCUUCUUGCUGCAUUUCACGCGCAGGUUCAGCGGGACGGCGCCGAAGGGAAUUUCACUUUCUCCUCACGUCCAAACAAGACAAAAAAAACUGACUUUGGAAAAGGUGCAGUCCCUUCUGCAGAAAGCAAUAUGUGCAAUGUGUGUCUGUCCUGAACAAAUCCUUUAGAUAUAUAUUUUUCCUUUGGUGAUUUUUUUUUUGUGGGUUUUUUUUUUUUUUUUUUUCGGAGGACCGGGCUUUUCCUUAUCUGUGAGCCAAAUAUUCAAUAAUUCAAUACACUCUCCAAGGAUACAGCUCUGCCUUCUUCAAGAUAAUGACAAGCACAAACUUGUUACUAAUCGUUAAAAGAAAAAAAAAACAAAAACAAGUGUUAGACUCCGUAGUCGGUUGAACUUGUUUUAGAUUUUUAAACUGGUGUUAUUUAUUGGCUUUAUCUUCAGGAUCGAGGGGCGGAGCACCGGCACGAAUUAUCCUCGGUGCGGGGGGCGGGGCCGCGGUGUAGCAAUGUGAAGUAACCGUCUUGCGUCGAGAGGGGAAAAAAGAAUGUGGGCCACGCCCCCCUCCCCCGUAGCGCGCCGUCGACCAUGCUUGUGUGUGCCAGCUGACUGUAGUGAUUCCACGACGAUUUAAAGAGAAGUGAUUUUUUUUUUUUUUUAGAAAAUGCACUGUAAAACCUGCUCCAGCGCUUGGUUCGCUCUGCAUAGACUCCUAAAAAAUAUAAUAAUAAAGAGGGUGGGGAAAAAACUAAAACAGGGAUGAAAUGUUGUAAUAGGGUGUUUUUUUGCUACGCUAAUUAUAGGACACAAAUAUAUAUAUAUGAAAUAAAUAUGAUAUAUAUAUAUAUAUUGCUUCCUUGUGUACACCGAGUUGCAGUUCUAAUCUGACUCGCUUUGAGGGAAGUCGCCGUGAUUUUAGCAUGCGAGUCUGAACUGACGCUAACUCGCCAGGUGAGAAUAAAUGAAAAAAGUAAAAAAAAAAAAAAAAACACAUACACAAGCCAUUGUGAUGAAUUUAAACCACACUUUUGAUAUUAACAUGUAUACAUAUCCGUUCACUGACAUAUAUUUUAAGAAGAUGAAGAAGAAAACAAAAAAAUUAAUAAAAGGAAAAAAAAGAAAGAAAACUCUCAGGGCCUCUCAGUUAACUUCAAAUAAAAGGAAAACAGGCGGAAAGGGGGCGGAUCCGAACGUUUCUCAGUUUUCCUCAGGCCGCACAUAUUUUACCCGUAAUCCUUUUAACGGUAUUUAUCGUGUUCAAGAACGGCAUGCGAAGAAAAACAAAAACAAAAAAACGACAAUAGGCAACAUGUCAAUCAUCCGAGUGUUACUCAGACAUGUCUGUGUUUUUUUUUUUCCGUACGUAGAACUCGUGAUCCUGUUCAAGGAGAAAAAAAAACAAUAAAAUUAAAUUUAAAAGAAGAAAAGAGACGGCCGAGCGCGUUGUCCUACCUAGACCACUCUUCCGGAUAUUAAACAGUGUUUUUGCAUGGGGUGGGGAGAGGGGAAAAAACUGUAUUUUUUAUUUCAGUAAAAAUAUCUAGACAUGUGUGGGCGACUAUUUAAUCGUGCACAGUAUGCAUGCGUGUCUUAACCAGAUCCCGGCUGGAUUAAUCCUUUGUUUUUUUUUCUUCAGGAGGAAAAAAAAUAUUUUUUUGGCUUCCGGUUCCGGGGAUUUUCCGGCUCAGCUGAAAACUGCCAUGCGUCGUACUGCACAAAACCGAGCGAGACUUUUACGAGAAAAAAAAUAAAAUGAAAUUAUAUAAUAAACAAAUAAACAAACGCUAAAGCCGAUCACACGAUUAGCAACGCGCUUGGCUUGGUUGUAGACGGCGAAGUUCCGCGAUUCUUUUGGCUCUCGAUGCUGACAUUCGUGCUUCUGCUGUUGCCUCAGCGACUGAAACUUUGCCUGGAAAAACUCGAUCACUGAAAGCCAUAUAGUGAAACGGUGCUAGAUGUCUGUCGCUCCAUUCACAUUUACAGGAAUGCAAUAGUGUGUGUGCUAUGACUUAUGACUCUCACCUACUCUUUAUAGCAUGCCGUGCUAGUAGUUGCCCCGGAAACGCUCAGUUAGUAACGUUUGACGGGUGUUUAAUUUUUAAUAAAAAUUAUUAUUUUUUUUUUUUACUGAGAAUCUCUUUUAACUGUUAAGCGCGGGACGGCGCCCUUGGUAGCGCUGUCCUCGCCACAUCGUAUCGUAUUUUACUGCCCGCGCGAUCACGUCAGAGUGCAUCUGCCUUAAAAUCUAAAAAGCGUGUAUUAAAGGGGACUUAAAAACGUUCGUCUUGCUCUCACCAAAACUUAAUAUGUACCUGCCAUAGGGUCUUUUACCUUAAACAAGCACUAUCUGUAAAUGUUAUGGUUUAAAGGAAAAAAAAAAACAAACAAAAAAAAGAAUUCAGCUGCCAUACACAUAAGCAUUUUAGCUUUUUUUUUGUUGGGUGGGUGGAUGAUUAGGGUGGAGGAAACGGGCCGGAGGGAUAAGACCGGACGGGGACGUAAUGGCUGUUUAUAUACUGUACUCUUAUUUAGAUUUAUAAGCAAAUUUUCACAAUAAUCUGAUUCCUUGAACCUCAGUGUUACCUGUACUGAAAAGAAAAAAAAUAUAUACACAUACACACAAAAAAAAUACAUAGAAUCUUGUAGUCUUUCUGUGACCUGAUUAAUAAAUAAUCUCACAGCUUG